Molecule: messenger RNA, 856 nt
Organism: Condylura cristata (star-nosed mole)
Lineage: Eukaryota; Metazoa; Chordata; Mammalia; Eulipotyphla; Talpidae
Gene: PRR5
Product: proline rich 5 (renal)
Exons: 5
Coding region: 239-856 (205 amino acids)
Biological process (GO): TORC2 signaling
Cellular component (GO): TORC2 complex
Source: RefSeq, a predicted model, not a curated record
CCCGUCUCGGUGAACACCCGCAUGCGGGCGGCGGGACGCACUUCUGGGUAAGGGAGGAAGCGCGUGGGGGCCACCUGCGGCCGCAGGACACCUGCCGCGGCCUGGCUGGGCCCGUGGGUCCCUCGGGCCUGAGGCGCUGGAGCCCACGCUGUCUCCUCCCUCCCACAGGCAGCUGCUCAAGACGGAGCUGGGGUCCUUCUUCACCGAGUACCUGCAGAACCAGCUGCUGACCAAAGGCAUGGUGAUUCUCCGGGACAAGAUCCGCUUCUACGAGGGACAGAAGCUGCUGGACUCGCUGGCACAGACUUGGGAUUUCUUCUUCAGCGAUGUGCUGCCCACGCUGCAGGCCAUCUUCUACCCCGUGCAGGGAGUCCACGAGUCCAGGGGCGUGACCAAGGACUACCUGCGCCUGGAGACCCUGGUCCAGAAGGUGGUGUCGCCCUACCUGGGCACCUACGGCCUCUACUGCAGCGAGGGCCCCUUCGCACACCCCUGCAUCCUGGGUAGGGUCAGCGCCGGGGCGGGGUGCGGGCUGACCUUCGGCCGGGCCCCUCUCCUCCGCCCCCCCUCCGCAGUGGACGGUCAGGCGGAACCAGACCCCUGCACCACCCGCCCUGCACGUGCUGAGCCCCAGGUCACUCGGGGUCUUUCCCGACGGCAGGCUGGCCCUAGGGGUGACAAGCCCCGGCCGGGCUCCACCAGUGUCGACGUUGGGGAGGGACACCCCGAAGUGUUCGCCACGUUCGGGGACAAGCCUGACCCAGAAACGAGCCCCCCGGGAAGCUCCUGCUCAGCUCACAAGGGCGCGUCCCCCCGAACCCGACAGCGCAUGUCAGAACUGCUUCGAAACAGCUAG